Messenger RNA from Planococcus citri (citrus mealybug), 4279 nucleotides. It is a transcript of the gene xmas, whose product is annotated as RRM_XMAS2 and SAC3_GANP domain-containing protein xmas. Bases 407 to 4279 code for a protein of 1290 amino acids. The transcript is spliced from 3 exons. Lineage: Eukaryota; Metazoa; Arthropoda; Insecta; Hemiptera; Pseudococcidae. Gene Ontology annotation, biological process: mRNA export from nucleus. The record is from RefSeq and is a predicted model, not a curated record. Gene Ontology annotation, cellular component: cytoplasm; transcription export complex 2; nucleus.
CCUUGCAUAAGAGGAAAACAAAAAAGAUGUCCAAAAACAAUCACGAUCACGAAUCUGAAACACGAAUUCGCUUUAAAUUCCUAACCUUUUUUUGUGUAACAAUUUUGCAUUUAUAAAUUAUUUAGUUGCUUAAUUUCUAUCGUUUAAAUAUUGUAGUAUUCUUCAGUGAAAUAGUAUAUUUCAUCAGUGAUAAAUAUUGUGCUCGUGGAACGUCUUAGAGGAGUGACUCCUGCGUCGUCUAUUCAACUCUAUCCUGUUGUCAUCAUCGCUUCAAUUUGAAAAUGAAUUCAGUGUCAAAUCUUAGGUGAUUCGUUUGGCAAGCACCGAUACAUAAAUACGAAGAUUUAACAUCGCUGAUGUUCAGAGAAUUGGAGCCCCUUUUGGACGCCACCAAAGUCGAUGAAAAAUGAUGUACUACGACGAUGUGGACGUGAGUAGUCUCGAUAGUAAAGAUACCUUCGGAGUUUUCAAAGUACCCGAACCUCCUAAGAUACCGGACGAAGACAACGCCAAACCGAAACCUAGUCAUAGAUCGUUGAAACGAGAUUCGCCCUAUGAAUCCAAACAGCAUAAAUUAUUCUCUCGUAAGAAAAUCAUCGACGACGAUGUAGAAAUCGUUUCGGAGACUAGAUUAAAAAUACCUAGGAAAAAAUACGACGACGAUGAACCAUUUGCAGGCGAACCGAAGUUCAAGUUUGGUCGUAAGAAACACGACGACGAAGAAUUAUUUUCCGAAGCUAAGUUCAAAUCUGGUCGUAAAAAACACGACGAUGAAGAAUCAUUUGGCGAAUCACCGAAGUUUAAACUUGGUCGUGCUAAGAAACACGACGAUGAAGAGCUAUUUUCCGAACCGAAAUUCAAACUUGGUCGUAGUAAGAAACACGAAGACGAUUCGGUUCGUAAGAAAGAUGACGAAUUGGAAAAAAGCAAACCAGUCGAUCCACUUUCGACCGACUUCAUGUACAAAACCGCCGUCACGUUCCAAGAGAAGUUAUCGGUUUUGGAAGAACGCGAUAAAUAUUUACGCGAGAGUGUUUUUAAAACCGGUAACAAGAAUAUGAGCGUCAUCGUGAACGGCACGUGCCCGGAUAUGUGUCCGGAAAAGGAACGUUUGUUACGUGAGAUUUACUGCUCGUUUAGCGUAUUCGAAGGACAGGUGGUCGAUAACGAAAUGCACGUUGUGCCCGAACUGCUCGUCAAAGAGUAUUCGCGUAGCUCGGCCGAUCAAGAUGAACCGUUACCGCAUGAAUUACGUCCAGAGCCUGUGCUGAUCGACACAAUGAAUCAUAUCGUCGUUAAUAUUAUGCCUAAAAUCGAAGAAAACAUCGAUAUCACCGAAUGGUAUCAUUUUUGCUGGGAUCGAUUACGCAGUCUACGUAAAGAUAUAAUCCAACAGCAGCUAUGCAGCAAGAACAUCAUUCAGAUAUUAGAGCAAAGCGCUAGAUUCCAUAUCUGCUGCGGCGAUCUUCUGUUCGGAGCUGAUCCGAAAAUAUUCGAUGAGAAAAUCAACGCCGAAAAUCUAGUCAAUUGUUUACAAAUGCUCAUCAACAUGUACGAAGACUUGGAGAAAAAAGGCAUCAAAUGCGAGAACGAAUCCGAGUUUAGAAUCUACAUGAUGCUGCUGUUACUCGACAGCGGAGAUAUUCCCGAUGUGAUCAGAUGGAACGAUGAGAAUUCUAAACAAUACGCUCGUCAAGCUAAAGAGAUAUUCUUCGCUUUCAAGCACAAUUUGUACACCAGGUUUUUCAAACUGGUCAAGAGAACUAGUUACUUGAACGCUUGCAUUUUACAACGUUACUUUAGUACGGUCAAAACUCAAAUUCUAACCGUGCUCGUCAAUUCGUACUCGUCCGGUACGCAGAAAUCCAAAUUCCCUUUAUCGUUCGUGAAAAAGAACCUGGAAUUUGAUACCGAUGAAGAAACCGUAUCGUUCGUCGAGUCGCACGGUUUUGUUUUCGAUUACGAAACGAACGAAGUACGAGGAUCGAAGUCUUCGUUUGCAGUACCGGAGAUGAAAGUAGCUUGUGGAUCAUCGUACAUAGUGAGGAAUAAACGACCAUCGAUUCUCGAAGCUGUCUCUAAAGUUCCUGGUUAUACUCCGAAGAAAACCUUGUCCAAAGUACAUUCGAGCUUCAACGAAUACGAUAAAUUGAACGAAAAUGCUUACAAAGCAGAAGAUCAGAAAGACAAAGUCAUCUCGUUGUUCGGUAAUAUUUACUCGCAAAGUGAAACCGAAUCGAUCCAAAUCGUUGAACGAAUCCCAACACCGAAAAAUCUAUCUCCCAAACCUGUAUUCACGUUCAAUUCGGAGCAAAUCAAACCGAUCAGUUCUUUUAUCGAAACACCCACCAAAGAAAACGUAUCUCCGAAAAAUGCAUUUUCAUCGUUCACUUUCAAAAAGCCUGAAAUACCAGAACCUCUAAUCAAACAACCAUCUCCGGUUCAAACUUCGAAUAUAUUCAACUUCAGAUUCUCGAGCAGCAUCGAUCCUAAACCUCAACCAGUCUUCCAACGAAUUCCUUCACCAAUAGAACCGGUCAAAAUAGCUUCGCCAGCUCCCAUACCGAGUCCAAAGCUACCCACUCCUCAAGUUACCGAAUCAGAGCUCUACGAUCCCGAACAAGCUACGGUCACGAGUGACGAAGAAGAACCUUACGUCGAAGAAUACGUUCCUGAACCAGUCCCUGUUCGAAAAUCCGAAGAAGUUCUCGAUAAUCUGAACAACGCUCUGAAACAAUUCCAAACUCUGUACUCGAAUUUCUUCGACUCGAAUCGUAAACAGUCCGAAGAACAGACCGAAUUUAGAAUCGAACGCGAACAUCGACGAUUAAGAAGAACGGUUAAGAAACGAUUGAAACGUAACAACGCUAGAAAAUAUGCUCGAAUUUGGAAACAGAAAGUCGAUCUGAUACGUAAGAAACGCGACGAUUUCGUCGACAUCGUUCAUCUCCCCCUAGACGAGUAUUUCAGCUUGUGGGGUACGAUGAAAUCGAAGGAAAAUCUACCCAGGAGUAUCGUCAAGUAUACCGCAGAUGCUGAGAAAACCGUUCAAUGGAGUUCGAAUAUUUUAACCGGUAAAAGUCUCAGCGUUAAUUACAUCGGAGAUAAACUGGCCGAUCUUCUAGUCAACAACGUACGAAUCCGUUGCGGUAUCUUGAAGCUGAAAAUGAAAACGAUACUGUGCUGGAAAGUUCUAGUCUCUUUACCGUCUACGAGUAACGAUAGCUUUCGAUCGUUCUGUACCAGAGUUUCGGAAUUCUGUCAAGUAUUAUUUUACAAAGAUAAAAAUCUUAAAUUAUCCAACGUCCAAACCGUAGAAUCGAGUGGAGUAAAGGUAUGCUCCAGUAUUAACGUUAUUCCUGGUCAAAUCGAAACUGCAGAUCAAGUUGCCGGUAUCACGAGCCUACUGGUGUACGUUUGUGAAAAACAAGAGACCUUCGACGAAUUUAAAGAUCGAGUAUGUUCCAUCAUCUGUCACAGCGUUGUUCAUCCCAUCGUCGUUAACGUUAUAGCUGUAAACAACUGUUACAAAGAUCAAAUCUCAGCUACGUUGACUCGAAUGAAGAAAGCUAAACGUAUCCUCGACUGGAGCAUUACAAAAUGGGAUAAUUUCUUCACCAUUCCCAAAGCACUGCUGAACGGAGCCAGAUUCGCCCCAUGGACACCGUCCUUCGGUGUAAAAUCGUUGACUGAAUUCGUCGAAAACGCCACCAGCGAUUUCUUCCUCAGCAUGUGUUAUUUAUGGAAUAAAUCCCUACCUAAUACACCGGUCACUUACAUCAAACUGUAUGAUUCGUUCUUGAAUAAAUUACAAGAAGCACUGGCCACCGAAACUCUUCGAAAGUAUAACUUAUCGGCUGAAUUUUUACCUAAAAUCAUCGACUCCGGUGACUCAACUCGUAAUACGUUAACGGAACCCGAGCUGAUUACGUUGAUUGGUAAAUAUUCGCUGAUUGGGUUUACCAAAUGGCCUCCGAAAACCGUACCUAAAAUGAUCUCACUUCUGACUAAAUAUUGCCAAGCUAUCGAUAAAGAUGAUAAAACGUUUCUACCUAAUGUAUUACGACUGGUCAGUCCUAGAGAAGAUACGGACGUCGAGACAAUCGAUCAGAACGCUCCGUGGAUCGAAGUCGUCGAGUUGUGGUCCAAGUAUAAUAUUUACGCUGUAUUGAAACGUGAAAAUGACCUUAAAAAUAUAUUCGUCGUGUACGACGAAAGUAAAAUCAAACAGACCGCCGACGGUUUGUGGAUUUAUAACACAACUCAACCCAGUGUUUAG